AUGGCACAGGAAUACGCGGAUAAGAUUAAGGAUGUGGAGAGACGAAUUGAGAAGGAGAAGGCUAUGAUCAGUGGUGCACAGGCUAUGCGAUCACGGACUGACAAUGCGGCCGUGCACCUGAACUUGGAACGUGAAGUCCGUGAGGCGCAGAAGAACAUUCGGUACCUCGAGGAUCGGCUAAGAGAAUUGCACAUCAAGAAUGGGCUGCCUGUCUAUGGCGAUAAUAUCGGCCCACCGGCUCCGCCAAAGCACCAGAGUAGGGAGGAGGAACGGAGGGCUUCGAGGACGGGGUUGGGUAUCACCGACGCUGUGCCGCCAUUGCCACCACCGAAGGGUGGAUCGUUGCCUGGCCCCGGUGUACCCAAGGCAAGGCCUCAUUACACGAAGCUAGAUUUGAUUAAGGCCGAGACACCACAUACAGGUCCCAAGAUUCAGCUCAUGCUUCAGCAACUCGAGUUCAAGCUUACCGUCGAGAAACAAUACAAGGAGGGUAUCGAAAAGAUGGCUAAGUUGUAUCAGCUUGAGGGCGAUCGUCGGAGCAGGGCUGAUGCGGAGAGUAAGAGGGUGGAGAGUACACAGAAGAUUCAGUUGCUCAAGCAGGCAUUGAAAAGAUAUGAAGACUUGCAUGUUGAUGUUGCGGAAGAGGAGGCGGAGGAUGAUGACAGUGUGAACGCGCCUAACAUUCGCAGGCCUUUGAGUGGAAAACUCAUGAUCCGCAUUUCUGCCGUGCGCGACGUCAACCACGCUUCGACCAGCCGCUUCUCUCGUGGCCCUGAGACUUCUGUCAUGAUCAAGGUUGAAGACACCGUUCGCGCCAAAACCAAGCCCUCGCGCCACGACAAGUGGGAUGAAGAGUUUGACAUUGAUGUCGACAAGGCUAACGAGUUGGAGAUCACGGUCUACGACAAGCAGGGUGAUCACGCCUUCCCCAUUGGAUUGCUUUGGGUUAGGAUUUCGGACAUCGUAGAGGAGCUUCGCAGAAAGAAGAUCGAGCAGGAGAUCGCUGGAUCUGGUUGGGUAGAGGCAGAAAAGGUUACUCACGAUGGAAGGGCCAGUCCUGAGAAGGGCAAUGUUACUCCACCUUCAGAGCCGGUUCAGGUUCCAAACCGUCAAAUCAUUCAGAACAACCUUGUCGCAAAGGACCCCUCAAAGACCGGUAUCGAUACCUGGUUUGCAUUGGAGCCCGCUGGUCGGAUCUACAUGCAUAUCGACUUCAUCAAGGACACGAAGGGCAAGCGACCUCUCGAGAUGGGUGGUCUCGGCCGUCAAGGUGCUAUCCGUCAGAAGAAGGAGGAAGUUCACGAGAUGUACGGUCACAAGUUCGUGCAGCAGCAGUUCUACCAAAUCAUGCGCUGUGCUUUCUGUGGUGAGUUCUUGAAGAAUGCUGCAGGUAUGCAGUGCGAGGACUGUACGUACACUUGUCACAAGAAGUGUUACCCCAAGGUCGUUACCAAGUGUAUCUCCAAGUCGAACGCGGAGACGGAUCCGGAGGAGGAGAAGCUCAACCACCGUAUUCCUCACAGAUUCGAGCCUCUUACAAACAUUAGUGCCAACUGGUGUUGUCACUGUGGUUACAUUCUUCCUCUAGGAAAGAAAAACGCCAAGAAGUGCUCAGAAUGUGGUCUUACCUGUCACACUCAGUGUGCUCACUUGGUUCCCGACUUCUGCGGUAUGUCUAUGGAAAUGGCGAACGCCAUCCUGGGAGAAAUCAAGAGCACAAGGAUUAGGAAGGCUCAGGUGCCUAUGUCACAACGAAUGCGUCAGGGUCCACCACCACGGAAGUCUUUGCCAGACGUCGGUGCGGGAUACCGGCAGCCGUCUUACAUCGAGAGCGGAGAACCACCCGUACUGCCUAUGCCCGCGGGUGUUUUGGGUGGUGAGGAGCGUCGGCUUUUGCCUGAAAGACCGUCGUACACCUCUACCCCCUCUGCUCUCAGUUUGCAGGCUGCAGGUGCGGUUACCAAACCUGUUCAACCUAGUCCGCCUUCGCGAGUGCCGCUGCCUCAACAGCAACGUCCAGGUGGUCCUCCAAGGACUGCUUCCCAGGCAGCUGCUGCUGCUUUCGCUGCCGCACAAGCUAACACCUCUUCAAGCAGUGCGGCUGCUGCCGCGGCUGCCGCCGCUGCUGCUGGCAAGCGCCAAUCUGUCAGCCAACAACCUUACAGGCCGGCCGUGGACAAUCGCCGGCCGUCCUCGGCCACGUCCUCCCAGACUGCAAUCUCGUCCCAAGCAUCACGCUCGUCUGCACAAACAGUGAUUCCUUCGCAGCGACCAGACCUACCGCCUGUUCCUUCCUCUCCCACCAUUCCUACCAUCCUUCCUACAAUCGACCAGGGUGUUGAGAAGGUUCCGGAGAAGGCUCUCGAUGUCGUCGCCCAGCCCUCUCGCCAGAUGGUGAGACGCAAGAUUGGCCUCGACGACUUCAACUUCUUAGCGGUGCUCGGAAAGGGUAACUUUGGUAAGGUUAUGUUGGCAGAAGCGAAGCAAAACAAGCAGCUGUAUGCCAUCAAGGUCUUAAAGAAGGAGUUCAUCAUCGAGAACGACGAAGUUGAGAGUACUCGUUCUGAGAAGCGCGUUUUCCUUGUUGCCAACAGGGAGCGUCAUCCCUUCCUCCUGAAUCUCCACUCCUGCUUCCAGACUGAAACCCGUAUCUACUUCGUUAUGGAAUACAUCAGUGGUGGUGAUCUUAUGUUGCACAUUCAGAGGGAACAGUUCGGUGCCAAGCGCGCACAGUUCUACGCUGCUGAAGUGUUGUUGGCAUUGAAGUACUUCCACGAGAACGGCAUUAUCUACCGUGAUUUAAAGUUGGACAAUAUCCUUCUUGGUUUGGAUGGUCACAUCAAGAUUGCCGAUUACGGUCUCUGCAAGGAAGAUAUGUGGCAUGGUAAAACCACCAGUACUUUCUGUGGUACUCCUGAGUUCAUGGCUCCAGAAAUUCUCUUGGAGCAGCGCUACGGCCGUGCGGUUGACUGGUGGGCUUUCGGUGUCUUGAUUUACCAGAUGUUGCUUGGGCAGUCUCCUUUCAGGGGUGACGACGAGGAUGAGAUCUUCGACGCUAUCCUAGCUGACGAGCCCCUCUACCCUAUUCACAUGCCCAGAGACUCCGUUUCAAUUUUGCAGAAACUUCUUACUCGUGAGCCUGAGCGUCGUCUCGGUUCCGGGGAGGGUGAUGCUGCGGACGUUAUGGCCCAUCCUUACUUCCGCAACAUCAACUGGGAUGACAUGUACAACAAGCGUGUUCCGCCUCCGUUCUGCCCCACGUUGCAGUCAGCGACGGAUACAUCGAACUUCGAUACCGAGUUUACUAGGGAGGUGCCAGUGUUGACCCCAGUUCAGUCUGUCCUCACUCAGGCCAACCAAGAACAAUUCAGAGGAUUUUCAUACGUGUGUGAGGAGCAGUAG
Messenger RNA from Saitoella complicata NRRL Y-17804, 3402 nucleotides. RefSeq lists its product as uncharacterized. Gene Ontology annotation, biological process: protein phosphorylation; signal transduction; fungal-type cell wall biogenesis. Gene Ontology annotation, molecular function: ATP binding; diacylglycerol-dependent serine/threonine kinase activity. The record is from RefSeq and is a predicted model, not a curated record. NCBI's taxonomy places the organism in Eukaryota, Fungi, Ascomycota, Saitoellomycetes, Saitoellales, Saitoellaceae. The coding region runs from base 1 to 3402 and encodes 1133 amino acids. The transcript is spliced from 2 exons.